GUCGUGUUUUGGUCUCUCGUCAUAGUACCAUAUAAGGAAGUGAUCGCUACGCGAUCGUCAUUAUCUGUCCCCGGUUGUCAGCUGGCUUCAAUCCCUUUGCGAAUUUCAUGAAAAAGCUCUUAUCCAAAUCUUGCUUGUCGUUAAUAAUCUAUCCUUAUAGAUGGCUUCUGCUGCUGCUCCUUUGAAGGAAGUUGUCACAGCCGCAAGGCGAAUACUCAUGUGUCGUCCUACCCACUUCCAGGUGACCUACUCUAUCAAUCCUUGGAUGGACAUGAACCAAAAGGUGAACCGUCCGAAAGCUAUGCAGCAAUGGGAAACGCUCAGGCAAACGCUAGAGAACUGUGGUGCUCAAGUGGAUGUAAUGGAAGCUAAUGGAGCCGAAAACUAUCCAGAUAUGGUGUUCUCGGCUAAUGCUGCUGUCAUCAAGGGCCAUCGUGCCUACCUGGCAAAUUUUACAUUCCCGGAAAGGAAAGGAGAAAGGUACUUCUUUGAGCAAUGGUUCACAAAACAUGGAUACGAAUGCGUGGGAGAUUUAGACAUUGCCUUUGAAGGAGCAGGAGAUGCGCUCUGGGGAGGAGCGGGUCACAGAACGUUGUUCACGGGUGUUGGACCACGAACAGACGUUCGAGCAUUGAAAGACUUGACCGAAAAGCUGAAUGAUGGCACUCCCUUCAAGGUUAUGGGAUGCCGUUUGGUGGAUCCAAGGUUUUACCACAUUGACACCGCUUUCUGCCCACUUAACGAUGAACUAGCCAUGUACUUCCCGCAUGCUUUCGAUCCUAUCACCAGGCACAACAUGCACAACGAAACUGGACUUUUACCAGUAUCCGAAAAAGAAGCUCAAAAUUUCGCAUGUAAUGCUGUGGUCGUAGGACGCAAUGUAGUAAUGAAUCACCGAAAUGAUGAAAUUGCUAACAAAUUGGAGAAACUUGGAUUCAGCGUGAAAUUUGUGGACAUGAGCGAAUUUAUCAAAAGCGGAGGUUCCGCAAAAUGUUGCACGCUGGCCAUCUGAUCUCUUCUUUACUACCUCGACUUCUUCAACUCAUCAACAAGUGGUUCUGAUAUGAUUUUACAAAUAUUAAUCUUUGUUGACGAAUUAUACCUGACCAACCCACAGAUCACUAUCGCA
Molecule: messenger RNA, 1129 nt
Organism: Cylicocyclus nassatus
Lineage: Eukaryota; Metazoa; Nematoda; Chromadorea; Rhabditida; Strongylidae
Source: the annotation of a GenBank genome assembly